This is a messenger RNA of Radiomyces spectabilis, 1323 nucleotides long. RefSeq names its product thiazole biosynthetic enzyme, chloroplastic. The record is from RefSeq and is a predicted model, not a curated record. Gene Ontology annotation, biological process: thiamine biosynthetic process. Bases 34 to 966 code for a protein of 310 amino acids. The transcript is spliced from 4 exons. Lineage: Eukaryota; Fungi; Mucoromycota; Mucoromycetes; Mucorales; Radiomycetaceae.
GAAACACAUUCGUUCUGAUUCAUUUUUUCUGCAAUGUCUACUACCAUCACUGCUACUACUUCGCAAACUGGUUACCGUCUUGGCGGUGAAGAGUUCACGCCGGCUUUCAAGUACGAUGACUUUAAUGGUUACACGUUCAAGCCUAUCCGUGAAGCUGAAGUCAACCGCGAAAUGGUGAGCCGCUACAUGACUGAUAUGCUCGACUAUGCCGAAACCGAUGUCGUUGUCGUCGGCUGUGGAAGCGCCGGCUUGUCCUGCGCCUGGGAAUUGUCCAAGGAUCCCAGCAUCAAGGUUGCCAUUAUUGAACAGAAUGUGUCUCCCGGUGGUGGCUGCUGGCUCGGUGGUCAGCUUUUCUCGGCCAUGAUUGUGCGCAAGCCCGCUGACAAGUUCCUCGAUGAUGUUGGUGUGCCAUACGAAGAAAAGGAAAACUACGUUGUUGUCAAGCACGCCGCCUUGUUUACUUCUACUAUCUUGUCCAAGUUGCUUGCUCGUCCUAAUGUCAAGCUUUUCAAUGCUACUGCCGUUGAGGACUUGAUUGUCAAGAACCGCAGAGUCGCCGGUGUCGUGACCAACUGGGCUUUGGUCACUCUGAAUCACGAUACCCAAUCGUGCAUGGACCCCAACGUUAUUGAAUGCAAGGUGGUUGUCUCUGGUUGCGGCCACGAUGGCCCAUUCGGUGCCUCCGGUGUCAAGCGUCUUGAAUCCAUUGGUUUGAUCAAGGAAAAGAAGGGCAUGCUCUCCUUGGACAUGAACUCGGCUGAAGAUGAUAUCGUGAGAUACACGCGUGAGGUUGUCCCCGGUAUGGUUGUCACUGGCAUGGAACUUGCCGAACUUGAUGGUGCUCCUCGCAUGGGUCCUACUUUUGGUGCCAUGUUGAUCUCUGGUCAAAAGGCUGCGUAUGCUGCUCGUGAAUCGCUUCAGCGACAGCAGAAAGCUGCUCAGGCUGCCGGCAAGGUGGCGGCCUGAAUCAACUCAUCCAAUUCCAUACUACGAGGCUUACAAGGGUAUAUCGCGGCGGUGUCAUAAAGGUACGUGUUGAUUGUAUCGAUCCAUGUUAUCCAGGAUACAGUCGGCACUAGGGGUGCUUGUUCUUUAUGAUCAGGCUGAGAUUAUACCCUUUGAACGUGAUCUGCAUAAUAGCAGCGCACGGAAGUUUGCCAUCAUGUAUGAAUUCAUUCACUUUUUUUCAGCAGCUCUUUUUUUCUUUUCUUUUACUUUCUUCAACACGACAACUUUUUUUUUAAAAAAAUAUAUUUUUUGAUAUUUUUGUAACCAUUUUUCCCCCUAUCCCCCUUGAAAAUAAAAAAAAAUAUGAACGUUACU